AUGUCAUUGUCUGCACAAAGUUCUGCUGGUUCAGAAUCAACAAUAGGACUCUCAACUCCACAUUUAAAUGAUGGAGAGAAUACUUCUAUGUCAACCAUUCCAACCACUUCUUCCAGUAAUCAUAUUUCAAAUGAAGCUGAUAGUAGUAUAAACAAUAACAAGGUUGCUUCUGUGUUUGAUAUAGCGCAGGAUAUGCAACUGAAAUUAGAUCAAGUUGUUCAAUUAUUAGAUAAACAUGAUACAGAGGUCAAUGAUAGAAUAGAGAAGUUAUUAACCAGAAUUACAAAAUUAGAAAGUAGUGUUCAUGGGAAGUAG
Messenger RNA from Scheffersomyces coipomensis, 315 nucleotides. RefSeq lists its product as uncharacterized. Lineage: Eukaryota; Fungi; Ascomycota; Pichiomycetes; Serinales; Debaryomycetaceae. The record is from RefSeq and is a predicted model, not a curated record. Bases 1 to 315 code for a protein of 104 amino acids. The transcript has a single exon.